CAUCAUCUCCGCGCAUACCCAUUAUCGUCGCCUCAUGGGCACGAUUCGAAGAAGCAAAUGGCUCUGACUUCGUGGAAAACGUUUAAUUUCUUCGAAGUCUCGCAGGUGAAGCUGCCCGAGGAGAGCUCCUCGGUCUUCGACAAUGAUGUUUCUUCCAUAUGUACCGGCUCAGCGAACCUGUUCCUAGGCACCACUAAUGGUAUCGUCCAUAUCGUCUCGUCGGCGUUCAAGCUAGUGCGAUCAUUCAAGGCGCAUGAUGCGGGUUCUAUUACGCAUAUGAAACAGGUCGAAGGGACGUCGUUAUUGGUGACUAUAGCGGAGGAUCUGCUGAAUGAGCCCGUGUUGAAGGUGUGGGCGCUGGAUAAGUCGGAGAAGAAGACUGGGGCGCCGCGGUGUCUUUCGUCGCUGUCUGUGCAGAAUCAGAGGAGGCAGUUUCCGGUUUCGGCGUUUACUGCCUUACCCGACUUAUCUCAGCUGGCGGUUGGUUUCGCGAAUGGAGCGGUGACGGUUAUUCGAGGGGAUCUGAUCAAUGAUCGCGGGGCUAGACAAAGGAUAGUUUUCGAGUCAGAGGAGCCGAUUACUGGAUUGGAGGUGCAGGUUGGAGGGAUCACGAAUCUUUACAUUGCGACGACGAGUCGUAUUCUCACGCUUGUGAUCGCGGGUAGAGGCCAGGGACAGCCUGCGCGGGUGCUCGAAGAUGCAGGUUGUGGACUGGGUUGCAUGACGCUGGACAAGCAGACUGGAGAUGUCCUCAUUGCACGAGAGGAUGCCAUAUACACUUAUGAUGCUCGGGGAAGGGGCCCAAGUUAUGCUUUCGAGAGUCCAAAAACCUCAAUCGACACGUUCAGUGAUUAUGUGGUCCUGGUCUGUCCGCCGAAGACGACAAAGUCGGAUCCUUUGCGGAGGCUCGGUCAGAUGGAUGACCUUUUGAGUACAUCGACGUUCACGCUGCUGGAUACUGAUCUUAAGUUCAUUGCUCAUACGGAAUCGCUGGCGUCGAGGCCGAAGAGCAUUUUCAUGGAAUGGGGGGAUCUUUUCCUUCUCACGACGGACGGAAAGGUCUACCGCUACCAUGAAAAGUCUCUACAGCAGAAGCUAGAGAUUCUCUAUCAGCGCAACCUUUACAUUCUGGCAAUCAACCUAGCGCAGAAGGCUGGUGUUGACGUUUACCAGCAGAACGUCAUCUUCCGGAAAUAUGGUGAUUACCUUUACCAGAAAGGGGACUACGAUACGGCAAUGCAGCAAUAUCUCAGGGCGAUCGAUAACACGGAACCUUCUCAAGUCAUUAGAAAGUUCCUGGAUACGCAGCGGAUACAUAACUUGAUCGAGUAUUUGGAGGAGCUUCACGAGCAUGAUCGUGCGACGGCAGAUCAUACGACGCUGCUCCUGAAUUGUUAUGCCAAGCUAAAGGACACAGGCAAGCUGGACUCCUUUAUAAAAGCUCCUGGCGAGCUUAAGUUCGAUCUCGAGACAGCCAUAGCUAUGUGUCGACAAGGCGGGUAUUUCGAGCAGGCAGCGUAUUUGGCUACGAAGCACGGAGAGAAUGAGAUGGUCGUCGACAUUCUCAUUGAAGACUCGAAGAAGUAUGCGGAAGCAGUUGAAUUCAUCUGGCGACUGGAGCCCGAGGAGGCCUAUCCUAAUCUCAUUAAAUACGCGCGGGUGCUGCUAUCGCACUGCCCGCAAGAGACGACGCAGUUGUUCAUAGACUACUACACGGGCAAAUACCGACCGAAGAAGGAGAUUGAGGCUCCCGCAAAACCAGAGGAGCAACCUGGCAGCGCAGUUUCAAACCUGGCCGCUUUAAUACCUCUCCCUUACAUGAGCGUCGGUGGUGGUCACAAGUCUCGACCCAGCGAACCUGAGGUUUCCACAGAAGAUAAGACGGCUGAGACGCCAGUUGAAUACGACAUUCCCAAGCCUAGGACCGCGUUUUCCUCGUUUGUGGACCACCCACAGGAGUUUAUCAGAUUCCUGGAAGCGCUUAUCCAGCAAGAAGACCUGAAGAAAGAGGAUAAAAUCGAUCUAUACACCACUCUUUUUGAAAUGUAUCUUGACACGGCGAACGGAAAGAAGGAUAAUACGGAGAAACAGGAAUGGCAGGACAGAGCCAAGAAGUUGAUUGAGGGCAAAGACAUACCUAUCUCAACCUCAAACGUCCUGCUUCUUUCGGAUUUGGCCAACUUCCGAGAGGGCACAACUCUGGUGCGCGAGCAAGAGGGACUUCGAGCGGAUAUCUUUCGGUCCUACACCGCUGCGAAGGAUACGCAAGGCGUGAUAAGAGCUUUGAGGAAGUAUGGCCCCCAGGAGCCACAGUUAUAUAUCGAUGCGUUGGCGUACUUUGCCUCUAGCCCGAAGAUACUGGAAGAAGCAGGCGACGAACUAGAUGUCGUUCUCAGAAAGAUCGACGAGGAUGGCCUCAUGGCGCCACUCCAGGUCAUUCAGUCUCUCAGCAAUAACGCUGUCGUCACAAUGGGUAUGGUAAAGAGGUAUCUUAGCAGCAAUAUUGAGCGGGAGCGGAAGGAGAUCACAACGAAUCGCCGCCUCAUAUCCAGCUACAAUGCUGAAACCGAGAGCCGAAAGAAGGAGAUCGAGGAGCUGGGCAACAAGCCCGUCAUCUUCCAAUCCCGUCGCUGCAUGUAUUGUCGUGACCCACUAGACCUCCCAACCGUCCACUUCCUCUGCAAGCACUCAUUCCACCAGCGAUGUCUCGACAAACCCGACGAGAAUCCAGAAUGUCCAGUGUGCGCGCCACAAAAUGCCACGAUCAAGGAGAUCCGCAAGAGACAAGUAGACUGGGCAGACCAGCACGAUCUUUUCGCUGGGGAACUUCAGCGCAGUCGAGAUCGGUUCGGUCUCAUCAGCGAGUUCUUUGGAAGAGGAGUCAUGCGACCGCAGAGUACGGAGUGAAAUGAAGUUAAAGAGGGGAAGAAGAUUUCUGUUUAAUGCUGUGUUGAACGUCUUGAUACCUCCUUGUAGACUAUAUAUGCAUAUU
Messenger RNA from Paecilomyces variotii, 2992 nucleotides. RefSeq lists its product as hypothetical. Bases 58 to 2907 code for a protein of 949 amino acids. NCBI's taxonomy places the organism in Eukaryota, Fungi, Ascomycota, Eurotiomycetes, Eurotiales, Thermoascaceae. The transcript has 9 exons. Gene Ontology annotation, biological process: vesicle-mediated transport; intracellular protein transport; vacuole organization. Gene Ontology annotation, molecular function: protein-macromolecule adaptor activity; protein binding. The record is from RefSeq and is a predicted model, not a curated record. Gene Ontology annotation, cellular component: endosome; HOPS complex.